Messenger RNA from Aspergillus fischeri NRRL 181, 1464 nucleotides. Its product is annotated as Dor1-like family protein. Bases 1 to 1464 code for a protein of 487 amino acids. The transcript has a single exon. The record is from RefSeq and is a predicted model, not a curated record. Gene Ontology annotation, biological process: cytoplasm to vacuole targeting by the Cvt pathway; intra-Golgi vesicle-mediated transport. NCBI's taxonomy places the organism in Eukaryota, Fungi, Ascomycota, Eurotiomycetes, Eurotiales, Aspergillaceae. Gene Ontology annotation, cellular component: COG complex.
AUGACUGACUAUCUUUACGACUUGUUGGCCCCUCAUUUCUCUCUAACAGAUGCUGCCUCAACACCGUUGGCUCCAGAUAAUGACACAACGACAGCUCAGUACUUAAACCGACUCUCAACGCUGUCCCUGGUGGCUUUGGAAACGACAGAACCCCAAUCUCUGGCGCAAUCCUCGCAUUCUACCCUCCUGUCUCUCCAGGCCUUAUCGAAUCGCUCACACAAGGCCUUCAUCACUUCUGCCGGUAACCUCUCGCAGCUCCGUAUCUCGAUUCCCCAAUUGACCCGCAACGCACAAAAUCUACGAGAUACAAUCCCCAAACUUGACGAAGAGGCGGUCCGAUUUUCUACCAAGUACAGCCGAGCCGCAGAGAACCCGUCUCUGGAGCGGCGAAAGAAGGUCAUGCAGCUGGCGAGGAAUGUCGAUCGACUUUCCGACAUUCUAGAACUUCCCUCUCUUCUAUCGACUGCUGUCUCAUCGGCAGCAGCAAGCUCUGUUGCCGCGGGCGGCACCUCGUUUUCUACAACCUACUCGUCUGCUUUGGAUUUAUACGCCCACAUCAAGCGAUUACAGACACUGUACCCUGAUUCUCCCCUCGUCAAGGAUGUCGCCUCUCAGGCCGAGGAUGCGAUGAAGGAGAUGACAACGAAUCUGAUAGCAGGUCUCCGUACGCAGAACCUUCGGUUGGCAGCGGCUAUGAGAAUGGUAGGCUGGUUACGUCGAGUGGCUCCGGAAUUGGAGGGCUUGCACAGUGACGGCGGAACCGGCACCGGAGAAGGCGCGCUCGGUGCGUUGUUUCUGGUUUGCAGAUUGGCAAAUUUGGUUUCGACACUAGAGGCAUUGGAUCCCUUGCGAGAACUAGCAGACCAGGAGACCCAGCGCAGAACCCGGAAUACAGAUCAGAAGGAAGGGACGUCGAACUCGUCCUGGUCUCACGGCCACCAGACAGAAAAAUUCUUGAAACGAUACAUUGAGAUCUUUAGGGAGCAGAGCUUUGCAAUUGUUUCCUUGUAUAAGAACAUCUUCGCCCCGGACCAAGCCGGGUCAGAGUCAGUUAUUGCAGGACUGCGAGGGAUAGAUUCCCGUGUUAAAACGAGCUCGUCGCAGCCAACUCGCCUGGAUGAUCCCUUGCAAUGCCUUCCACCAGCUUUGGCAACCUUUCCUAUGCAUCUCGUCCAGCUGCUGACUGACACAUUACGCACCUAUCUACCCAAUGUCCAAGAUAAGAGCUCGCGCGAAAGUCUCCUAACUCAAGUGUUAUAUUGCGCUGCUAGCUUGGGAAGACUGGGAGGGGACUUUAGCAUGAUCCUGACGGAGAUGAGUACCGCGGUAGAGGAGCACGAGGAGAGUGCCGCCUAUGAGUGGGAAGAGGUUACACGGAAGCACCGAGCCUUGGCAGGGCGGUUGGAACAACUCACCGGAACUGCCUCCAAAGGGACCCCGCAGGUGACUUCACCCCUUCAUUGA